CCGCCGGCCGGGCCGCUCCGCCUCCUGCUGCCUUCCGCGCGGCGCGCCCUCCGGCAUGUCGGCGGCCGUGGCGUGCGUGGACUACUUCGCCGCUGACGUGCUCAUGGCCAUCUCCUCGGGCGCCGUGGUGCACCGUGGGCGACCGGGCCCCGAGGGCGCCGGCCCCACCGCCGGCCUGGAGGUGCGCGCGGCGCGGCGCGAGCCCGGCCCGCCUGGGCCCCCGGCGCCGCCGCCGCCCGCCGCCCCCGGCCCCGCGCCCGCCACGCCCCACCUGCUGGCCGCCAGCAUCCUGGCCGACCUGCGCGGCGGGUCCGGCGCCGCCUCGGGGGCUGCCUCGCCUGCCUCCUCGUCCUCCGCCGCCUCGUCCCCGUCCUCGGUUCGCGCCCCCGGCGCCGCGCCCGCCGCCGCCAAGAGCCACCGCUGCCCGUUCCCGGGCUGCGCCAAAGCCUACUACAAGUCGUCGCACCUUAAGUCGCACCUGCGGACGCACACAGGUGAGCGCCCCUUUGCCUGCGACUGGCCCAGCUGCGACAAGAAGUUUGCGCGCUCCGACGAGCUGGCCCGCCACCACCGGACCCACACGGGGGAAAAGCGCUUCCACUGCCCCCUGUGCUCCAAGCGCUUCACCCGCAGCGACCACCUGACCAAGCAUGCUCGCCGCCACCCCGACUUCCGCCCAGAACUGCUCCGGCGCCCCGGUGCCCGCAGCGCCUCGCCCAGCAACUCACUGCCCUGCAGCCUGGCGGGCAGCCCUGUGGCCAGCCCCUCAGCCAGCCCCGGCCCUGCCGGCCUGUAGGGUACCUGGCCCUUUGGAAUGGAGCACCAGCAGCACCCAUGGGAACAGGGGGGCGGACAGGGAGCCCCAGCCCCUGCCGGCCUUCUCCUGUGAACCCUGGGCACGCCCUCCAGAAAGUAGGGCCAGGCUGAGACCAGGUCACAGGGGUCUCGGUGGAUGGCUGGGGCCUGCAGAAAGGAAGGGAUUUCUGUGUGUGUAAAUAGCCGCGAUUGUUAACUCUCCUUUUAUCUGUUAGACAGGGACCCCAGGGGGUGGCCAGCAGGCCAUGGUGGGUCACUGUCACCACUUCCCUGCUUUCUCUGGGGGUGGGGUUCCUAGGAGAGGAGCCCCCUGCUAAGGGCUCAGACUCCACUCCCAGGCUGUUCCCUUCCAUUUGGGGUGAACUUUGCAAAGAGCCAUAGAUGAACCAGGGGUCACUGUGGGCCCCACCCAACUCUGGGGCCCCAACCCCACCGAAAGCCAUUGGAGAUGUUCAGGGAAAUGGGGUGGCCCAGCUGCUCCCUUGGGUACUCAAUCUCAGGUGUCCCAGGUUCUGCCCACUGCCCACAGAAGGGGCCGCCCUGCGGACCCAGACAGGGUGGCGGCAGGAGGGUGUUAGGGUUUCCAUAGGGGCCCCCGGGGCUUGGGGUGGGUAUGGGGAGACCCCAGGGCUGCUUCCAAAGAGCAUUGUGACUCACUUUUUGGGCAGGGGUUGGGGGGGAGGCAGGGACAGGGUCCACUUGGGGAGUGAAUGCGGCUUUAUUUAUUUCCCUGUCUUGCUGGUGUGGGGGGGCCCUACUGCCCCUCUCUGGGUGUCUGUGUGUGAGAUUGUUGGGGGAGGCUGGCACCAUGGACGCAGCCUCCCUGCUCCUGCCGGGGUAGGGUCCCCGACUUUGGCCUUCCGCAGUGUCUCGUGACAAUCAAUCCCAAACAUUCAGGACCCCCAUAGCCAUUGAUUAUGAUGUACCCCUCACCCCCCCUGCAAGUGGGGUGUCAGGCCUGGGACAGCAGGGCCACAGGCUCUCUCGGGCCCUCAGCUGCAUCCUGCAUCCUCCUUCCCCCUAAUACCCUUCUUCUUUCUGGGUGCCUGAAAGGGACAGCCCCUCGGCCACACAAUUGAGUUCCAGAACCUUCCAUGUGGACUUGGAGCAGGAAUGGCCGGCUCCUGGGAAAAAGCUCGUUUUUUUGGGCGGGGUAGAAUAUUUUUUCAGGCGCCAAUCCCUUUAUUGUUCUGGGCCCCCGCGUGGGUGGUCUGUUGUCCUCAGGGGUGUGUGUUUGGGGGGCGUCUCCGUGGUCUGAGCUUGGGGAGGGAGGGGGUGUAAAUGCCAAGACCGCUUAUGCCCCCAUCUUCUGGACAGAGGGGCUGAGGACUCCUGCCCUGGACCCGAAGGGGCACAGCAGGCUCCCCACCCAAGACCCUGAAAGGAUCUGGCCCCCCUGUUGGUUGCAGGGUUUUUUUUGACAGGGGUCCCCCACUAGUUGCAGGCUGGGGUUUUGGAUCCUCCCCAGCUGGCGAGCCCCAAUGUCCUGGGGGAGGGGGGAAGGGGAAGCCUUUAGGAGCUGGGCUCCAGAAGGUCCCUUCUCGGCCCUCACCUGGGGGUCCUCAACAGGGCCAGGCUGUCUCCACCUGUGCCCUCAAACCCUUCUCUCUCUGGCAGCUGAUAGUGAGAUGCCUUAGUCCGUGGGGGUGGGUGGGGGGCUGGGACCCUGUGUACCUUUGUGACUUUGGAUGUUCCCUUGGUUGGGCCCCACCUGGCUGGUGCCAGUCUGCAGGUGGUAGGUCAGGGGGCCAUGGCCCCCAACUCUUCUUUGUCCCUCCCCCCAUCCAAUGUCCAGGGACCUGGAGAACCUCCGUAUGAGGAGCUUCUGGGUAUUGGGAUGGGUGCCAGCCAUUUAGCAGUGGGGGCCUGCAGGAGGGAGGGCCCCCGAGGACCUUGGCUUUCCGUGGGUGGGCGCCCCCUCUCCCUCCCCCUCCUGCCUGGCCUCAUCCUUGUAUUUAAUUAAUUAAUUAAUUAAACAAUCUCUUUUUUAAACCCUACCUCCUGUGUCUGUGAGGUUCUUCCUGUGGCUAGUCGCUGGCCCCGAAGCCCUGGGCUCUCCGAGCCACUCUGCCCUGCCCACCAGUGUGGUGGGUGGGAUCGAGGCUCCACAGCCGUCAACCUGGGGAAACUGAGGCAGUGGGCUAGGAAGCCCUCGGGCCUGGAGCUGGUCUUGGCCAGGCCCCUCUGGCUGGGACGCAGAAUAACCGCCCCCACAAUGAAUGAGCCCGAUGCGGAGGCGCCC
Molecule: messenger RNA, 3058 nt
Organism: Loxodonta africana (African savanna elephant)
Lineage: Eukaryota; Metazoa; Chordata; Mammalia; Proboscidea; Elephantidae
Gene: KLF16
Product: KLF transcription factor 16
Exons: 2
Coding region: 56-796 (246 amino acids)
Biological process (GO): regulation of transcription by RNA polymerase II
Molecular function (GO): RNA polymerase II cis-regulatory region sequence-specific DNA binding; DNA-binding transcription factor activity, RNA polymerase II-specific
Source: RefSeq, a predicted model, not a curated record